GCUGGAAGCUGCUGCUCUUCGAUGCUCCUUCUCCCCGGGACAGGAGAGGGCCUGCGAGCGGGGGCUCUGGCAAAGGGUCGCCCGUGGCUGGGAUGGAGCCACAAGACUGUAACAGCUCCUAGAUGUAGGGGCCCUGUUGUUAUGGACACAGCCCUCGCACAAAUUACCAGCCUUCCUACACCAUAGCACCCAGCAAGCCCUCCCAACAAGCUCUGCUCAUCAUACCUCUGGUGCCUCAUCCAUAGCUUGCAAACCUGCAGGCAAUGAUGUAGGCUGCAUUUUUAUUUACAAAAAUUGCGGAACACUUCUUAACUAGACGGAACUUUUUAGUAUCAUUCAAUGCCGAACAUUGCAGAAAGUGAAAGGGAGAAUGGUUCUGGACAUGUUGAAGACAGACCUGAAAAAAAAUCUCCAGAAGCGGCUCUUCAUGAUGACGUAAAGCCAUAUUGUACUUCUGGUACCUCCCCUGUGUCACUGGCUCCUUCUGGAGAUGGGCAUUAUCCCUGGGGAUGUCCUGUGACUCACACCCGGGAAAAAAUUUAUACUAUCUGUUCAGACUAUGCUUUUUUAAACCAGGUAACGUCUGUUUGUAGAAGUCCAAGUGCUACAGUUAAUGCCUGCCUACAAGAUAGUGCUGCCUUAAAUGUUGGAAAUAAUACACCUAACUUUACUGGUAUUCGAGAUGGUGCUUCAGAGAUAAUCUACAAUGAAGACACUAACUUGGAAAAUUUAUCUAGUAGUCUUGGAAAGCUUCCACUGGCAUGGGAAAUUGACAAAACAGAGUUCAAUGGAGUGGCCCCAAAGCUGAAAAACAGAACAGGCAACAUGAAAAAACAAGUAAUAAAGAAAAAAUCUCUGGACAAAAAAAGCAAACAGUACCGGGAGUGUUCUCAGCAUUCCAUUGUUGAAGACAUAAAGCAGCGGAAAGUGCUUGACAUCAGAAGAUGGUACUGUAUUAGCCGACCACAAUACAAGACUUCCUGUGGAAUUUCCUCUCUAGUGUCUUGCUGGAAUUACUUAUAUAGCACACUUGGAACAGGAAAUCUACCACCUAUUACUCAAGAAGAAGCCUUGCAUAUUUUGGGCUUUCAACCCCCAUUUGAGGAAAUUAGAUUUGGUCCCUUCACUGGAAAUACUACUUUAAUGAGAUGGUUUAGACAAAUUAAUGAUCAUUUCCAUGUUAAAGGAUGUUCAUAUGUUCUGUAUAAACCUCAUGGGAAGAACAAGACAGCUGGAGAAACUGCUGCAGGGGCCUUGGUAAAGUUAACACAAGGAUUGAAAGAUGAGUCAAUGGCUUAUAUCUAUCAUUGCCAAAAUCAUUAUUUUUGUCCAAUUGGAUUCGAAGCUACCCCUGUAAAAGCUAAUAAAGCAUACAGAGGUCACCUCUUGCAACAAGAAGUGGAAUAUUGGGUCUUAAUUGGAGAAUCAAGUAGAAAACACCCUACCAUUCACUGUAAAAAGUGGGCAGAUAUUGUUACUGAUCUGAACACUCAAAAUCCAGAAUACUUGGAUAUUCGGCACCUGGAAAGAGGUCUGCAGCAUAGAAAAACAAAGAAGGAGGAAAUCUGCAUUGUAUCAUCGCUUUUCAGAGACUUAAUUGGCAAAGAUUUGGUCCUUGGAAUUUCCCAUUUGGAAACAUUAGACGAGAUAUUCAACCACAAGCACAGGGAAUUGCCAAAUCUGAAAGCGAAGACAGUAUCACCAAGAAACAGCAUGGACAUCUGGGUAGAUCUUUCAGUGCUGGUUUCCAUCCAGAGUCCACGUGGAAGAAGAUGUGUAAUAUACAUGAGAGGAGGAACAGUGGCUAUCAGAGUUAUACUGAUUAUGAAGGGAAUGAUAGAAAUUAACUUUAGUACAGCACAGCUGGUAUACUAAAAUUGUGCUAAGACAUAGUAGGAGUUUAUUAAGCCUAGGGUACAUAUGAAUAGAAAUCAUGGUAUAAAAUACAAUCUCAUAGUUAUUUAAAUACAUAUGGCCGUGGUGACUGAGAUCAGAUGUGUAAACUUGACAAGCACAGAUUAUUGUACUUUGUAAUCAGAGUAAAUAUAAUAAAUAAACUGUCACUUCAAAUAAUUGAACUGCAUUUGGGACCAUGAAAACAAAAGAACAAAUUGUGGUUAAAGCCAUUGAUGUAAACAAGCAGCAUUGAAAAGUAGGAUACUCAAAGCAUGAUACUUCAUUUCUUAUGACUUUCUAAAAUGAUUAGUUAUCCUGCAUAAUAUAUAAAGGUAAAAAUGUCAGUGUUUCCUUUCUUUGUAACAUUUUUAUUUUAAAUGCAAUAAGGCUGCCACUGUCUAUUAGAAAUAUUGUAAUGCAAAAAAUGUGUGAAACUUAACUGAAGUGGGUGGUCUCAGUCUAAUUCCCAGUGGAUUUAGUAUCUAUUUCCCUUAAAACAUUUUUUGCCAGCUGGUACCAAUUAGUGCUGUUGUAUCUGAAAAGCUUGAGAUUGAUUGAUUGUACAGGGAAAAUUACAUUACUUUGUGGAAGGCUUGAGGCACAACAGUAUAGAAUAAGCUUGUCUUGUUACCCCUCUUCUGCCUGUUCUGUGGAUGAAGUAGUGAGGACUUCUGACUAUAUCACCUUUGUGACCAUUGAAUUCGCUUCAUUUUCCACAGCCUUUUUAAAUAAAAAUGAAGUUGAAUUUGCUGAUAAUCAAGCUGAAUACACUGUGACUUGUUGGCUAUUCUUUUCUUUCAUUGUGUCUCCAAAUGUCAUCGCAUUUUUACUUGUUAAUUUUUCUAUGAGGGAUGACACUAUUAAGUACCAAAAAUAUUGGCAGCCCUAAAAGUAUACCUCUGUCAGCAUUAUUUUUCAGGUUUCCUUGUAAAGCACCUCUGUUUGGAUUAAUAACUUUGCCGAAAAAUAUUUUAGCGAUUAUAAUAUUCUACAUACAAAUGAAAUGUGCUUAAGGAUAAUUUUUGUUGACAUGAACACUUGUCCUGGAAUGCAGGAUAUUUUGUGGGUUGCUGCUUUUGUUAACCAAAAAAAGGGAGACUUUUAGACAAUUUGUUCAUCCAAUAAAAUUUGUUUUCUACUUUGUCAUUUA
Pelodiscus sinensis (Chinese soft-shelled turtle) is the source of this 3046-nucleotide messenger RNA. It is a transcript of the gene BIVM, whose product is annotated as basic, immunoglobulin-like variable motif containing. Gene Ontology annotation, cellular component: nucleus. NCBI's taxonomy places the organism in Eukaryota, Metazoa, Chordata, Testudines, Trionychidae. The record is from RefSeq and is a predicted model, not a curated record. Gene Ontology annotation, molecular function: DNA endonuclease activity; single-stranded DNA binding.